This is a messenger RNA of Notolabrus celidotus (New Zealand spotty), 1847 nucleotides long. RefSeq names its product ubiquitin protein ligase E3D (gene ube3d). Gene Ontology annotation, biological process: protein autoubiquitination; protein polyubiquitination; protein monoubiquitination. Bases 131 to 1333 code for a protein of 400 amino acids. Gene Ontology annotation, cellular component: ubiquitin ligase complex; nucleus; cytosol. Lineage: Eukaryota; Metazoa; Chordata; Actinopteri; Labriformes; Labridae. Gene Ontology annotation, molecular function: ubiquitin protein ligase activity; ubiquitin conjugating enzyme binding; cyclin binding. The transcript is spliced from 11 exons. The record is from RefSeq and is a predicted model, not a curated record.
AGAAAAGGAUGGUUUAACCUUUUAUUUUGAAAUUCCAUACCGGAUGCGUUUGUCUUACUUUACAUACUUGACAUCGACUGUUCUAUCCACGCUGCAGAACAGCAACAACAGAUAGGGUUGCGCUCUCUGAAUGUCUGACCUGAAGAUGCCAGCCUCAACACAUGGAGUUGGAGUCUUCCUGGAGCUGAGGAAGAGGCUUCAGAGUGGACUACUUAUCAUAGGAAAAGAUGUCGCAAAAAGCUCCGCAGAUGUGGUCGUGACCGGUGGAGAUUCUAUUCUCCACAUCCAGACUCCCAGGGGCGAGCUGAGCUUGAAAUUGCCGGCAGGAGUCACCUUCCAGCAGGGAUCCUGCAUUCCCACACCCGCGGGAGAGUCCUGUGGAGAGGAGCUGCAUAUCAGGCUGCGAAUAAGUGUCGGAGGAAGCACAGAUGAAGACGUCUCCGACAGCGUGAUCGAGACACUCCGGGCGAAAGAGACUUAUUGUUUCUGCUGCCAAAACUGCAUGACCCGUCUGCUGGAGGACAGAGCGUUCAAGCGAGUUCUUCCUCUGCCUAAUGGCAACUGGAACGCCAUCGUAGACGACUGGUGCUGCCAUCCAGAUCCAUUCACCAAGAAGCUGCUGCCCCGAGCGGAGGAUUGUUUACUGGGUGAUACUUUCCUCCUCGUGGCCAGAGACAGUGGCUGUGAGCUGACUCUCAGUGAGGAAGUGAGUCCUGUUGGCUCAGGGGACAUUCAGGAUCCAAAGAAACCCUGCCGUCGCCUGGCACUCGUUUCCUGCAAGAGCUGCUCAUCAGUGCUGGGAGAGGCUGUCGCCCCAGGGACCUUGAAACUGUACAUCACACAGGUGGUGGUGGAGCCCGCUGUCGGAGACAGGGAGCCAGAAGCUUCACUGAACAGAUCCCUCUACUUGGAGAAGACUGUAGCAGCCAGGAUAUUUGGUCUGUCCAAGACAAUGAGCACCUUCCACUUCUCUGUCCAGACUCCUGAUGGUAAAGCCUUCUUAUUGCUCUGGCUCCUGAACGGUGACUCCAUCACAGCAUCAGUCGCAGAGAGGUGUGUCGGGGGUGAGAACUCUAUCAGCUCCCCGGCUCUUCACAGUCCAUCACCCAGAGCUGCCAGAGCCCUGAAACUCCUCUACACUGCCUGCUCUGACACAGGCCCCGAGCAGAGAGACAUCGUAACUAGCUGGGAGGUCAAUGCCGUAGGACAUUCUGUGGUGCUGCCGCUGUCUGUAUGUGAGGAGCUGCAGCAAGUGAUAGAUGACAGCAACUCUACACUUCCUGCCUCGAUGCGUCGCAUGAGGUCUUAUAAGGUGGCGUACCUGCGUCUGUGAGGUCAUAACUUGGAUGUCAGGAGGUGAAGACUCCACCCAUCACUCUGGUAGAAAACUGAACCUUGAACAGCUGGAAGAGGAACUUCAGCGAGCUUGGACAAGAUUUUUGCGUUUGUUGAUUUACAGAUUACAAAGACUUCCAGUCAGAAUGAGGAUGGAAAUAAUGGCAGAGCGUGGAAUGACUUGUUUAGUCUAGUCAAGCUGUGGUUUCCCGUGGUUACCGCAGUCAUCACUUGUAAACAUCUGUCAUGCUGAAACAGGUUGCUGCCAGUCUCCUGAAUGCUACUGCAUAUCCAGUAAACACACAUCUGGAAAAGAACCACAACGUCAAAAGUGUCCUGUGUAAUAUAAAUAAUGACAUCUUGUCACAGAUGUUUAUCAUCUUUAAUUAUCUUCAAAUGUGCUCCAUAGUUGAAAAACCUGUGUAUUGUUUCUUUGUCUCCCUGACUUUGUUUUCCUCCCAUUCUUGACAAAAACAGAUUAAACGGUUGUAUUUUUGGAGGUAUCACUCUCA